This is a messenger RNA of Musa acuminata subsp. malaccensis (wild Malaysian banana), 846 nucleotides long. Lineage: Eukaryota; Viridiplantae; Streptophyta; Magnoliopsida; Zingiberales; Musaceae. The record is from RefSeq and is a predicted model, not a curated record.
AUGACGCCCUCAUUCUCGUUCACGUCGAAGCCAAGCCUAACCAUAGGAGCAGAUGCGGAGGUAGUCCUGGAAGACAGUGAUAUCUCCAAGGCCAUCAUCGACUACAUCAACGCAAACUACGUCCACGACAUCGUUGUUGGUGCCUCCAGCAGAAAUGCACUGACGAAGUAUCUACGUUUCUCCGUUGCUGCUGAGAUCGCCACCGCUCUGCUCUUUCUGCACCAGGCCAAGCCAGAGCCGCUGGUUCAUCGGGACCUCAAGCCGGCCAACAUCCUCCUCGACCGCAACUACUUGAGAAAGAUGAGCAACGUCGGCCUGGCGCUUCUGGUCCCGCCGUCGGUCGCCAACCAAGUCAGCCGGUACGUGAUGACAUCCACCGCCGGCACCUUUUGCUACAUCAACCCGGAGUACCAGCAGACGGGCAUGCUCGGCACCAAAUCCGACAUAUACUCAUUCGGCAUCCUGCUUCUCCAGAUCAUCACCGCCAAGCCGCCGAUGGGCCUCACGCAUCCGGUGGAGAGAGCCAUCGAGAGGGGAACCUUCAUGGAGAUGCUCGACGCCACCGUGAAGGACUGGCCAGUGGAGGAGACGCUCGGGUUCGCCAAGCUCGCUCUGAAGUGCGCAGAACCGAGGAGGAAGGACCGGCCGGAUCUUGGGAUGGUGGUGCUGCCGGAGUUGAACCGGCUAAGGAAUCUUGGGCAUGCUUAUGAAUCUAGCUCCAUCGGCAGCGACGGCACUGCCACCAGCAGAAGCAGCUACAGCAGCAACGGGCAACACAGUUACGGCGAGCCAGAUCUCUCGUCAAUCCGUUUUCGUAGGCAUCACCAUUACAAAUGCCACGCUUAG